Bicyclus anynana (squinting bush brown) is the source of this 2194-nucleotide messenger RNA. RefSeq lists its product as uncharacterized. The coding region runs from base 127 to 981 and encodes 284 amino acids. The transcript has 6 exons. The record is from RefSeq and is a predicted model, not a curated record. NCBI's taxonomy places the organism in Eukaryota, Metazoa, Arthropoda, Insecta, Lepidoptera, Nymphalidae.
GCCAUCCCUAAUUGACAGCCCACUAAUGUUGAAUUCACUAUCUGAGUGUUAAAAUCAAGUUAUAAUGCUAUUCUUUAUGUAUUUGUGUUCAUUCGAUUGCAUCAAACAUUACUUGGGAUAUUAACAAUGCCAGCGCCCAGGAGGUUGUCAGUGAAACAGCUGAGUAAACUGGUAGAGUUUGCGGAGAACCACCGAGAUGUCGCAGUGGGCCGAGGGUCGGGUGCUCUGGCUUUCAAAGCCACCCGUGAUGCCUGGCAAGCUGUGGCUCAAGACUUGAACUCGGUGCCGGAUGGCAUAAAAAAAACCCCGGAACAGUGGAGAAGAUACUGGAUAGAGUUCAAAGCCAAGACGAAGUUGAAGGCUGCCGACUCCAGGAGAUACGGUGCCAGAGUGACGGGUGAUGGACGCAAGCUCACCCCUCUCACGGAGCUGGAGAGGAGGGUUGUGGAGCUCCUGGGCCCCGUAGCUACCAAGAGAUUGCAUGGCGUGUGGUUACCGCUCAGUACAAAAACAGAAUCUGAGCCCGAUGCAGACCAAGAGUCUGAGUCAUCGAUAGCAGAGGAACAGACGGGAGAGGAAAACAGAUGUGUCUCCGAUACUCCGGAGGGAGAGCGUAUCAGUGAGGUGGUCAUGAAGGUGGAGAGGUCCUCAUCACCGGAGGAACAUGUUGUUGAAGUGGAGUUGCAGCAGCAGAGAGUGGAGUACGAGGAACCUGCGACUCUAUCCAAUAAUAGACAAGGAAAUGGACGUUUGAACGAUGUGCUAGUAUACUCCGGUCCGGCGCACCACGCGCUGCCACAGAGACGGAAGAAGCCAAAAUUACGUCAAGACGAAAACGUGCCUCGCUGGGCGUACAACAUAGAGAGGCGACGGAUCGCUGUCGAGGAGAGACAGGCGGCGGCCAUGGAGGCGCUGGUCAACAUCAUGAGAGACAUCAGGGACGACAUACGGAGACUCGACCCCAACAAGUGUCGGUUAUAGCCCACCGAGCCACAUUACAGCAGCACGGUGGGGUUAGCUCCACAUACAUCAGAGUACAACUGUAGAGGAGAGACAGGCGGCCAUGGAGGCGCUGGUCAACAUCAUGAGAGACAUCAGGGACGACAUACGGAGACUCGACCCCAACAAGUGUCGGUUAUAGCCCACCGAGCCACAUUACAGCAGCACGGUGGGGUUAGCUCCACAUACAUCAGAGUACAACUGUAGAGGAGAGACAGGCGGCCAUGGAGGCGCUGGUCAACAUCAUGAGAGACAUCAGGGACGACAUACGGAGACUCGACCCCAACAAGUGUCGCUUAUAGCCCACCGAGCCACAUUACAGCAGCAUGGUGGGCUCGACAUACGUCAGAGUACAACUGUAGAGAGACAGGCGGCGGCCAUGGAGGCACUGGUCAACAUCAUGAGAGACAUCAGGGACGACAUACGGAGACUCGACCCCAACAAGUGUCGCUUAUAGCCCACCGAGCCACAUUACAGCAGCACGGUGGGGCUAGCUCCACAUACAUCAGAGUACAACUGUAGAGGAGAGACAGGCGGCGGCCAUGGAGGCACUGGUCUAAAUCAUGAGAGACAUCAGGGACAUCAUCACUUACCAUCAGGUGUGAUUGCAGUCAACUGACUUGUGAAGAAAAAAAAAGCCACAUUCGAGCAGCAUGGUGGGUCUAUAGCACAAACAAAUUAAGAUCAAAGUUUGUAAUCAAAGAAAAAAUUCUCUAGUUAUUUUUUUAAAUGGCGACGCGAUGCACGUAUUCUGUCAAAAAAGCCAUUUUCUAUUUUCACAUUGUUAAAACAACACAAAUGAACAUUUUGGCUGGUGGGAGGCUUCGGCCGUGGCUAGUUACCACCCUACCGACAAAGACGUACCGCCAAGCGAUUUAGCGUACCGAUACGAUGUCGUGUAGAAACCGAAAGGGGUGUGGAUUUUCAUCCUCCUACUAACAAGUUAGCCCGCUUCCAUCUUAGACUGCAUCAUCACUUACUAUCAGGUGAGAUUGUAGUCAAGGGCUAAUUUGUAAAGAAUAAAAAAAAAACGUUUCAAGAUGCAAUAAUAAUUCAAGGGAAUAUAUUUUUGUAAAUAUGUAUUUAAAGUUUUAAAUCUUAAAUAUCUUGUAAAUAGUAGAAAGUAGUAGUAAAUUAAAUAUGUAAAUUUUAAUUUUACUUUUAUCUUGUAAAUAUAAAUGAAAUCUAUAUAAGA